AUGGGAAUGCGUCCAGACUCCAGAAGGAUUGCCGUCCUGAUCACAGACGGGGAAUCCCAGGAUCAAGUAUUCCUACCUUCAAAGAACCUGAAACACAAUGACAUCGAGGUCUAUGCUAUUGGUGUGCAGGGUGCCAGAGAGAGUGAGCUAAAGGUCAUCGCCUCUGAUAAUGACCACGUGUACUUUCUCAAGGAUUUCAAGUCCCUUAACGGUAUCAUCAGAAAUAUCACCAUCGACCUCUCAAAAGGCUCAAAUAACUUAGAUGCUCCGUGUGAAACAGCCAAAGCUGACCUAGUGAUACUGGUGGAUGAGUCUACGAGCAUCUCUCCUCAGGACUUCAUAAACAUUCAGUUGUUUCUCAAGCACUUUGUCAACAACUUCGACAUCAGUCUGGACCGAGUGCAGAUCGGUCUGACUUUGUUCAGCGACACACCAAGGACUAUGUGGCACCUGAACACCCACCAGACCAAACAAUCCCUGCUGAGGGCCAUAGAAGAACUCGAACAAACUGGUGGAGGCACAAACACAGGAAAAGCUCUGACACACAUCCUCCGUAACCAGUUUAAACCCAAUGUGGGAAUGCGUCCAGACUCCAAAAAAAUUGCUGUUAUGAUCACAGACGGGGCGUCUAAUGAUGACAUAGAACUUCCCUCAAAGAAUUUGAAAGACAGCGGCAUUGAAGUCUUUGUUAUUGGUGAAUAA
This is a messenger RNA of Neolamprologus brichardi, 702 nucleotides long. Lineage: Eukaryota; Metazoa; Chordata; Actinopteri; Cichliformes; Cichlidae. The record is from RefSeq and is a predicted model, not a curated record.